AUCCGUGGAUCUUCCUCUCAGCUCAGUCCGGAGCUCAGGAUUCGUCUGGAGACAAACAGAAGAUGAACUGAACUGACUUGAUGGAUUUUGACUCAUUUCAUUCUGGAUCAUAUGUUUCUGGUGACGCGAGGACAAAAGGUGAAGAGACGAUUUAAUACACGUUUUAAUUCUCCUGCACAUUUGGAAUAAAGACGACAGCUUCAUCAGUUUCUAUCAGAAUCAUGUCUCUUUAUUAUGAGAGGAAACAUCGUUGACUGUGGACGAUUCUGAUUCAGCUCGUUUAGUCCUGGACGUUUUUCUCCACUGACACAAUCUGCUGCUGUGGAACUCGUCCCUGCAUCUGUCUCCACUGGCGUUUACACCGUGAUGUCCAGAGACGUCACUCGUGCGUAAAGCCCUGGUUCCGUCUCCGGAGCGCGCAGAGGAAGCAUCGCCUCACUGAACCUCGUGUGAGAAUCAACUUUUUAUUGGACUCAGUCAUUUUGUGGAAUCUCGUCUCUUUGCUGUUGGGGAAGCACAGGAGGUGGACAGGAGGAGGAGGAGGACAAAUGCAACAUCGACUGUUUGAAUGUUAAUUUGAACAGAAGAAUGAACCCUGAGGAAAUGUUUUAGAAAUCUGUGAAUAUAAAAUCAACCCUGAGAGGAAAGAGGAGCGUUGAUAGACAGACUCACAUUGUCUCCUCAGACACUGGCAGGGUUCUUUAUUCCUGAUUUCGCUCUGUAACAGUCUGCAGGUGAGAACAGGUUGUUUUUAAAUGAUGUCUGAAAGUGAAGCGUCAGUGGAAAAUAAUGAUCCUAAUAUUGUGUAAGCAGACCUGCUCCCAGCUGCUCAGUGACCUGCGUGUGUUCCCUGGACCUUCCGUGUAAUUGUCUCUCCAACAUGGAGAAUGUGUCCAUCCCUGACGGUUCCCUGCCGGUCUGCAACGACUCUGUGGACUUCUACUCUCUCAUGUCAGGAAACCGCUCUGACCUGAACUGCACCCUUCCCUCUGAGUUCUAUCUCUACGCUGACCUUUACAUUAUCAUCCCCAUCAUCUACUCGGUGAUCUGUGCCGUGGGACUGACGGGCAACACGGCUGUCAUCUACGUGAUCCUCAAAGCUCCCAGGAUGAAAACUGUCACCAACAUGUUCAUCCUGAAUCUGGCCAUCGCGGACGACUUGUUCACUUUGGUUCUUCCGAUCAACAUCGCCGAGCACUUGUUGCACUACUGGCCUUUCGGUGAGGUUUUGUGCAAAGUCAUCCUCAGCAUCGAUCAUUACAACAUCUUCUCCAGUAUCUAUUUUCUGACGGUUAUGAGCAUCGAUCGUUACCUGGUCGUCUUGGCGACAGUGAGGUCCAAGCGAAUGCCUUACCGCACCUACCGAGCAGCCAAAAUCAUCUCAUUGUGCGUCUGGAUCCUCGUCAUCCUCGUCGUUAUGCCUUUCACUGUUUUCGCGGGCGUCUACAUAAACCCAAACGACGAGAGAAAGAGCUGCGUCCUCAGCUUCCCCAGCCCUGAGAGGCUGUGGUUCAAAGCCAGCCGGAUCUACACACUCAUCCUGGGCUUUGCCAUCCCAGUGUCUACCAUCUGCAUCUUAUACACCAUGAUGCUCUACAAGCUGAGGAACAUGCGGCUCAACAGCAAUGCCAAGGCACUGGACAAGGCCAAGAAGAAAGUCACCAUCAUGGUGUUCAUAGUUUUGGCCGUCUGCUUGUUCUGCUGGACCCCGUUUCACCUCAGCACCAUCGUGGCCCUGACGACGGACCUGACGACCACGCCCCUGCUGAUCGGGAUCUCUUACUUCAUCACCAGCCUGAGCUACGCCAACUCCUGCCUCAACCCGUUCCUCUACGCCUUCCUGGACGACAGCUUCAGGAAAGCCUUCAAGAAGAUGUUGGAAUGUAAACCGGCCUGAAUGUUUGAUGGUGCGACGCGUGAAACCUGCUGCGGACGUCGAAGGGACGAACUGAGCGAGUGCAGACUGACUGAAAGACUGAAGCUCAAAUGUGAUGCAGCUGUGACUGUUGGGUUUGCUGAAGCUGCACUGGGCACGUUGUUUGCACAUGAUGGCAGCAUCUAGCUAAAAUAAAUCGAUACACAUUCAAACUAAAUAUAAUGCACAUGACAUUCGUCAUGUGAGACUAUAAAUGCUUUUAUUGCACAGGACAGAAACACAUCAGAACAUUGCUGAGUCCAGUUUCGUGGCUGUUCUUGUGUCACGCUUGAAUUUAAAUCAUCAUUUCCUGUGGGCGAAGUCCGUCGGACCCAGUGGAAGCUAAUUGAAAAUCACUUGUAUGAGGCAGGGUGGUGUUAAAGUCACAUCUGGAAUAAGUUGGAUCUUUAAAGAAUUUGCCAUGUGCAGCUUUUUAUGUCCCUGAGAUAAAAGGACGUAUUGUCAGUUGACAGAAGUGCAACAGGGAAGGAGAGCGAGCGACAAACAGUGAUGACAUUUAAAAAGAAAAGGCCUUAAUCAUUGUGUCCCGGGAACCUGAAUAACCUUCAAUCGGAUCGUUUUACAGGUUCAAGCCAAAUUUUAAAUGUCAGACUUUUUCAUGAUGGUUAAAAAACAAAUCCAAUUACGAGGCAGUGAGGCGAGGAGGGUCGUGACCUUAACUGGACUCAGAACAAACAUCUGUGAGGGCCCAACAUCUGCUGACAGAGGUCAACACUGAUCUGCAUGCUGUCAAUCAAAUCCACAGAGUGAGUGUGACACGUCAGAGGAGAAAUGUCGUAAAACAAUCUGCCCUUAAAAGAAAAGUCUGAAUGUGAUGCAUUUUGUUGAAAUCAAAUUUUAAGGUUAACAAUAUAAAUAUAAAUACAUAAUUGUAAAAGUCUGUAAAUGAGGACAUUUGUGAAUAAUGAUGUUCUGGGACACGUUUCCCUCAGAACCCUGACAACAGUCCUGUCGUCUGAUAUGAGACGUGGGACAGGAGGCGAAAGUCUUUAUUCUUUUUGUCAGCUAGCUUUUGUCGCCCCCUGUUGAUGACAUGCCGUCAUUACCUGAAAAUACAGCCAGUUCACCGACUUUCAUCUGUACAUGUUAUAAUAAUCUUUUUAUUUUUGAUUCCCGGCCAUUCACUCACAGCUUUUUUUAACAAUAGCAACAAUCCAUUGAGAUUCACAAUCAUAAGAUCACAGACACAAUAGUGAAGAGAGGAAUGAAAGAAAGGCUUCUCUGUGUAAAAUUAUAUACAGUAUAAAUAUAUGUAAAACAUAUGUGUGUGUGUAUGUAUAUAUCCAAGGUGUAUUUAUAUGUCGGUGAAAUAAAAUGCAAAGGAUCAAAAGUAUAAGAAUCAUGUUAUAAAAAUGCUAUAAACAAAAAAGUAAUUCACACAUUGAUCCCAAAUGAAUCUGAUGUUUUCAGUAUAUAAAGAUUAAAAAUGAAAUGAUGAAGCUCGACCAAACAAGGUGAGAAAGUGCAGCUGAAUAUAUCAGUUGAAUGAGGUAAUGAGUAUUUCUUAGUGUUGCAAACUUUAUUGCUGAUUAAAUUUGAAACACGUCAGUUUGCAGCAGUGAUUUAAAAACCUUGUGAAUCAAACAGUUUGUACGAAGGCUGUGACUGCAACAACACAACUAUUCCUGUAAAUAGUCAAGUGGCUGAUAAACUGAACAGAGCUGCCUCAUUAAAACCUCAGUGUGUUGUCACGGUGAUGUAAAGUCAAAUAUGCUUCAUCAGUAGAACUUGUGUCACUCGUGUAAAAUUAUAUAAGAUUUGAGUUGAUGACUUUGAAUCAUUGUCUUUUAUGCAGCCUGUGAUAUAUUUAGGAAUCAUGGCAUUCAUUUAAAUAUUAAAUAGAUGUGUCUUUUCCCACCAGUAUUUUUUAUUUAAAAUCAGAGUCGCUGUAUUUGACAAACACAAUAAACAUACAGAAAUUAGUUUUCAUGAGAAUGGUUCAAAAACAUUGCCUUGCCUUAAAAAGUUCAGUUAUUGUUGUUAUCAGCAUCGUCUGUGGUUUGUGGUUCUUUACAUCAGCUGAAGACAUCAGAAACAAUCUGUGUCCAGGACGUCCUGACGCUGAGUCGGGUGGAAGGAACCUGAGAUGAUGCAGAACUCACAACGUGGAGCUGAUUUACUGUGAACUCAAAGUUAUAAUCAUCAUGAAAAGUAAGACAUCUGUGAGAAUCAUAUGUUCCAUUGAAAUUAAGUCAGACGUCAGCAAUUGUAAAUAUAAAGGAUGUUAUAUAUUCAAUAAAAUAUUUCAUAAUUUUCUUAUUUUCAAUAAAUCCUCUGGAGUCAACAAUGUAAUAAACCUCAUUAAAUCUUA
Molecule: messenger RNA, 4247 nt
Organism: Hippoglossus stenolepis (Pacific halibut)
Lineage: Eukaryota; Metazoa; Chordata; Actinopteri; Pleuronectiformes; Pleuronectidae
Gene: npbwr2b
Product: neuropeptides B/W receptor 2b
Exons: 1
Coding region: 881-1897 (338 amino acids)
Biological process (GO): neuropeptide signaling pathway
Cellular component (GO): membrane; neuron projection
Molecular function (GO): neuropeptide receptor activity; neuropeptide binding
Source: RefSeq, a predicted model, not a curated record